Molecule: messenger RNA, 2095 nt
Organism: Megalops cyprinoides (Indo-Pacific tarpon)
Lineage: Eukaryota; Metazoa; Chordata; Actinopteri; Elopiformes; Megalopidae
Gene: ddx52
Product: DEAD (Asp-Glu-Ala-Asp) box polypeptide 52
Exons: 15
Coding region: 23-1906 (627 amino acids)
Biological process (GO): maturation of SSU-rRNA
Cellular component (GO): 90S preribosome
Molecular function (GO): nucleic acid binding; RNA helicase activity; ATP binding
Source: RefSeq, a predicted model, not a curated record
UGCCAUGCUGGGUGAAUGAAACAUGGACGCUUUCGACUUGUUUCGGAAGCUUGGAGCCGGAGCAAAAUUUGAUUUUAAAAGGUUUGGGAAAGAUGCCGAACGAUUUAAGGUUGUGAGACCUCAGAAGAAAAAUGGAGCAGAAUCUGCGGAUCUCCUGGCUGAGAUUGACUUCUUUGGCACAGGGAGACAGGGUGACUCUCAGCGUGAGAAAGAGACGAGGGAGAGUGAGGAAGAAGAGCCGUCUGAGGCAGAGGAAGAACAGUCUUUUCAUGCUGGCAAAAGGAAAAGAGGUGUGGAGGACAACCCUGUGAAAACUAAGAAAAAGAAAAACAAAAACAAAAAGCAAGCACAAGAUGGAAAUGUUCCAGAUGUCAGUGUCCAACAGGGGGAGGAUGCCGGUGAGGGCGUACGAUGGGUGUCCUCUUUGGACAGGAAGGCCAAGGGACCCAGCAAAGACAACAAGGACAAGACCUCUUUGAAAAGGCUGAAGCACCUUCACCAAGAGAAGGUCAAUCGCAUCAGGCAUCAGAACCGGAUCAAUGCCCAUGGCACGGACGUCCCUGACCCCGUCUGCACCUUUGAGGAGCUCCAGGAGGAGUACAAGCUGGACCCACGGAUCGUCCAGAACAUCCGGGCAGCUGGGUUUCAGACUCCCACGCCCAUCCAGAUGCAGGCCAUUCCCCUCAUGUUACAUCGGCGGGAGAUUUUGGCGUGCGCGCCCACGGGCUCAGGGAAGACCAUGGCGUUCAGUCUGCCUCUACUUGCGCACCUCCGACAGCCCGUCAACAAGGGCUUCCGCGCCCUCGUCAUCUCCCCGACGCGGGAGCUCGCGAGCCAGACUCAUCGAGAGUUGUUGAAGCUAUCAGAGGGUGUGGGAUUCAGGGUUCAUAUGAUCGACAAAGGAUCUGACGCUGCCAAGAAGUACGGACCCAAGUCUGCCAAGAAAUUUGACAUCCUGGUGACCACACCAAACAGGUUGAUAUACCUGCUGAAGCAGGAUCCCCCAGCCGUCAACCUCAGCAGCGUGGAGUGGCUGGUGGUGGAUGAGUCGGACAAGCUGUUUGAGGACGGGAAGACCGGCUUCCGGGAGCAGCUGGCGACCAUCUUCCUGGCUUGCUCCUCCCCCCAAAUCCGCAGGGCCUUCUUCAGCGCCACCGUCGCCCUGGACGUGGAGCAGUGGUGCCGGCUCAACCUGGACAACCUGGUCUCUGUCAACAUCGGGCCGAGGAACACUGCAGCAGAGACGGUGGAGCAGGAGCUCCUGUUUGUGGGCACCGAGAACGGGAAGCUGCUGGCCAUGAGGGACCUGGUCAAAAAGGGCUUCAUGCCACCCGUGCUGGUGUUUGUGCAGUCCAUUGAGCGCGCCCGGGAGCUCUUCCACGAGCUGGUGUAUGAGGGCAUCAACGUAGACGUCAUCCACGCGGACCGCACUCAGCAGCAGAGAGACAACGUCGUGAGCAGUUUCCGUGCGGGAAAGAUUUGGGUGCUGAUCUGCACGGCCCUGCUUGCCCGCGGAAUCGACUUCAAAGGGGUCAACCUGGUCAUUAACUACGACUUCCCCACCAGUGCUGUGGAGUACAUCCAUCGGAUUGGUAGGACAGGAAGAGCGGGGCACAAGGGGAAAGCGCUCACGUUUUUCACUGAGGAUGACAGACCGCUGCUGCGCAGCAUUGCCAAUGUAAUUAAGCAGGCGGGUUGCCCGGUCCCUGACUACAUGAUAGGAUUCAAGAAAAUACACAGUAAAGAGAAGAGGCGGCUGCAGAAAAAGCCACCCAGGAGGACCACGAUCCGCACCACCCCACGCUUCCUGCUGAAGAAGGGUCACGGCAAGGCCAAAAGAAACAAGCCGAAGGAUGCAAAGCAGUCUGAAAGUGGGCAGGCUAGCACUGAGAGCACAGCCGGCUGAGAAACUGAGAGAGUGCGCAUGUCUUGAUGGAUGAAUGAAUGAAAGUUUGGAUUAAAUGCUGCGUGCUAUGUUACUGUUUGUAUCAAAGGAGAUAUUUCAGACCCGGCUUCACCUUGCACUGUCGAGGCAUUUUAUAAGUUCAGAUCCCCCCCCAUUAAGGAAUAAAUUGCUCUAUACAUAGCUGCGUUA